AUGGAGCGUGCCAGUGAGAUUUACUAUGACUUUACAAUAUGGAGCUGCUGCACAUCAUCAAAUCUCAGCUCAGAACCAUCCUCUGAGAACGAAUUCUCAUCCAAAAAAUUCGAAGGGAAUGCCGGUACAAAUCUUGUCCAGCAACUUUCCAUGUAUCUAGAUCAAGUUGCCGACUCGUCUGUUGGGUCAGUUGUCUGA
Molecule: messenger RNA, 198 nt
Organism: Penicillium cosmopolitanum
Lineage: Eukaryota; Fungi; Ascomycota; Eurotiomycetes; Eurotiales; Aspergillaceae
Exons: 1
Coding region: 1-198 (65 amino acids)
Source: RefSeq, a predicted model, not a curated record